CGGGGAGCGGGGUGAUGGAGUACGGGACGUGCUCUAUUAUACGGUUAUCGGUAAUCGUCUGUGUUUUGUUGCAGGCGACCGGGAGUGACCGCUUGGCCGGGGCCGGGCUGGUGGCGUUUAGCUCUGCGCUCUUCCUGUAUUACACUGUAUGGGUCAUCUGCCUGCCGUUCAUUGACAGCGACCAUGUGAUUCAUUCCUUCUUCCUUCCCCGCGAGUACGCUGUGCUGCUGCCCCUGUUGGCGGGGCUUAUUCUCCUCCUCCUCAUGGGUGUCUUUAUAACGUAUAUCAUGUGGAAAAGUCGGAGUCCGAAAAAGAAGUCACAGUGAAGACCUGCGCUGGUUACUGGACCCUUUUUAUGUGACUGAUAUCAACUGCAACCGUUUCUGCCCCCCUGAUAUGACAGCAGAACUGCACAUCAUGGGUUCUAUUCCUGCCCAUUAUAAUACUCUUCCUGCCUACAGCUGAUAAAUACCGCCACCUGGUGGCUGAACUGUGUUAUGAACGGUGCAGAUUUAAGAUUUUUCUUUGCGGAGACAAAGAUCUGCAUUUCCCCUCAGAUGACUGUUUAUGAUGCUUAUGGACCCUGAUAGAAGCCCCCGUGCAGUUAUUGGACAGGGAUAGCACAUUGGUUAUUGUAUAAUACAUAUCAAUAUAUACGUUAUUGAUUAGGUAUUAAAAUGCAUGGAAGACGGGACAAGCUCAGCGGACUCUAAUGCCACCUUUUCGAUCCGUUUCAUUCUGGAAGAAAGGACUUUUAAUCUAUAUGCAAUUGAGCAGUUAAGUGCACUGAGGGCCGACCCAAACCGCUCUGUGCACUUUGGCUCCUCUUGCAGCCUCUCCCUUUCCGUCUUGAUUGACUUGGACCAGGUUCUUGCAUAAUCAUCUCGCGUCGCAAAGAGAGGGAGGGGCUGGCAGAGGAAGCAGGACGAGCCAGGGUGCACAGAGUGUCUUGGGCCCGCCCUCAGUGCACUUAACGUCUCCUUUCACUGUGGAUUAAAAAUUUAAAAGCACCUUUUCCGGAUGAUCGUUCAGUGAAUAGUAUCAUUACAUUCGGCUGAGCUAGCCCUACAAGACAAUGUGCCGGUUGUAACGGUGAAUUUCCUGGCAACAUUCCCUCUAAUGACGUUCCCAUCGAUUGAAAAUAAUUGUGCCCCACAGAUGACGUGGGUCCCUAGUGAAUUAAUAGGCAGCAUUAGGAUAUCGCUGUUAUUUCCCCCUCUCUGUGUUCAGACCACUGAAAUACCAUGAAGGGAAAUGUAACAACCAAUGCAUUUGUUAAUAAAGGAUUCUUAUAUAUUG
Bufo gargarizans (Asiatic toad) is the source of this 1299-nucleotide messenger RNA. It is a transcript of the gene DPM2, whose product is annotated as dolichyl-phosphate mannosyltransferase subunit 2, regulatory. Gene Ontology annotation, biological process: GPI anchor biosynthetic process. The transcript has 3 exons. Gene Ontology annotation, cellular component: dolichol-phosphate-mannose synthase complex; endoplasmic reticulum membrane. The record is from RefSeq and is a predicted model, not a curated record. The coding region runs from base 15 to 326 and encodes 103 amino acids. Gene Ontology annotation, molecular function: enzyme regulator activity. NCBI's taxonomy places the organism in Eukaryota, Metazoa, Chordata, Amphibia, Anura, Bufonidae.